CUGAGACCGAUUCAGGGAAGAUUUGAGCAAAUCGUACAGGUGAGCUGGACAGGGGACUUGCCGCCGAUAUGAGCUGCACCAUCGAAAAAAUCCUGACAGACGCCAAGACGCUACUGGAGAGGCUGCGGGAGCACGAUGCAGCCGCCGAGUCGCUGGUGGAUCAGUCGGCGGCCCUGCACCGGCGAGUGGCCGCUAUGCGGGAGGCGGGGACGGCGCUUCCGGACCAGCGCGCUUAGUCUGUCUCUGUUUGUCCAGUAUCAAGAGGAUGCAUCCGAUAUGAAGGACAUGACCAAAUACAAACCUCACAUUCUGCUGUCCCAAGAGAACACACAGAUUAGAGACUUGCAGCAGGAAAACAGAGAGCUGUGGGUUUCCUUGGAGGAACACCAGGAUGCUUUGGAACUCAUCAUGAGCAAGUACCGGAAACAGAUGUUACAAUUAAUGGUUGCUAAAAAAACAGUGGAUGCUGAACCAGUCCUGAAAGCUCACCAGUCUCACUCUGCAGAAAUUGAAAGUCAGAUUGACAGAAUCUGUGAAAUGGGAGAAGUGAUGAGGAAAGCGGUUCAGGUGGAUGAUGACCAGUUUUGUAAGAUUCAGGAAAAACUAGCCCAAUUAGAGCUUGAAAAUAAGGAACUUCGAGAAUUAUUGUCCAUCAGCAGUGAGUCUCUACAGGUCAGAAAGGAAAACUCAAUGGACACUGCUUCCCAAGACAUCAAAUAACUGAAUUCUGAUGGCUAAAGAUUAUCUAUCAUGGAAGAGAGUUACUAUCUUCCCAUUCAAUUAUUGUCCAUUCGGUGUCUUGCCUCAGACUUGAUUUAGUGUUGAUUAAAGGUAUCAGGUGGCGUUUUAGAAUUUCCAUUCAGUAUUGGCUGUCCACAAAACAGUUUUCAGGUGUAUUAAUGCAAAUACACACUGAGUUUUACUACUUCUUUCUCCAAAAGACUGCUUUUAAUUUUCCUUUCUGGGACCUCAGUUUACGUAAUCAGUGUUUUCAGGUCAUUUUGUUUUUCAUAACUCUGAAACUGAGCAUUUUCUUAUAAACCAGCAAUUUUAUUUUAUAUAGCAUUAUAAAAUACACUUCUAAGGAUUUUUAAAAGAGAUCUAAUUUUUUAAAUCUAUUUAGCAUAUACUUGGAUGAGAAAAGUAAUAGUUCCACAGAAUUAGUUGGGCGAGUCUCUGAUUUGUAACGUCAUUUCACCUGUGAAGGUUUAGGUCUCUCUGGUGCUGAGAGUUGGCACUUUUUGACCUGGUGUCUUUACUCUUUAUUUGAGAGAACUACUGUUAGUCCCCAAUAAACAUACGUGAAGUAAGUUAACAAUUUUUUCUCAGUGACAGUAUAAUUAUCAUAUGUAAAGUUCAUAUUGUUCAAAGCUGAGGAACUUGUCCUCUGUAUGUGCACGCACACAUGUGCACUUAAUUCAAAUGCUAAAAGUAGCUUUUAUUUAUUCUAUUAAAUAUAAGUAGUCAAAAACAAAAAACACAAAGAUAGUCAAUUUUUCAAUUGUGUUCUACUAAGAAAUCUUCAAAUUACAUAGUUCAUGUAGUGUGAAGAGGAUAUCAUAAAUUUAUUCACAUUCUAGUUCUUGGGUACUAUAUUCUACUGUUUAAUUGUAUAUAACUUCCAUUUUAUAGUUAAGAACCAUCACUUGUGUGGAUGUCUUUCAUUACUAGCAAUAGUGGUUGGUUUUUUAUUUAAGAACCAUUUUUCACACAGCAGUAGUUUCAUUAUUUUAAUGAGAGUUAUUACAUUCAUAAUGCUAUAUAGGCAACAACAGAGGAACAUUUUUUUUUGUGAUAGAGUUUCACUAUGUUGCCCUCAGUAGAGUGCUGUGGUUGUAGUUGUCAUUGUUGUUUGGCAGGCCUGGGCUGGGUUCAAACCUGCCAGCUCUGAUGUAUGUGGCUGGCACCUUAGCUGCUGAGUACAGGCACUGAUCCUAAUAGAGGAACAUAAUUACUCAAAUGCUCAGCAGUCAACUAGGUUCACUCAUCAACUCAUUCCCCUGUCAGUUUACUCACAUCUCAAAUUGAUAAAUUACUUCCUGUUACACUAUCUAUUGAGAUUUUCCAAAAGAUAGUUGAAGUAAUGGAUGCUAAACCUGUCAACAUUUUUCAGUAUAGCAUCAUAACUGCAUGAGACACAGUAUAAGAGUUUUUAUAUGUGAUGUAAAAUUUCUUUUUUACAGCUAUAAAGAACAAACUCCAGUUAAAACAACACAGUGCCUCUAAGGUAUCCUAAAAGCCCCUGAUCCCACUAAUACCAAUGGAUUUUGCCUAGAGUAAGGGCAUUAACAAAUAGGUAUAUGUUAUUCUAGAUGUCCAACCUGCAGCAUGCUGAUUUAGUGAAGACUUUUUUAGCUUAUCUGUGGUGUCAGAUACUACAGAAAGUAUUCAUGGGCCUUUUCCUUGCUACUCAUCUUUUAUUAGUUUACUGUGGCCCAAGACUACUCUUAUUCUUACAAAGUAUACUAGAGAAAAAAAAAGUUGGAUACCCCUGUUUUAGAAUCUGCCAAAUUUGUUUGAUGUCCUGCAUAGAAUUUGACUGAAAAACACUCCACCCCCAAGUAUGAGCAUUUUUAAUUUUAUUUCAUAGGAGCCUUGAAAUACGCCAUAAGUCACCCCACAAGUCCAUUCGGGAGGCAGGUAACCUAUACCAUUUGUCAGCCAUGGUCAGGUUUCAGUGAAAAUGAUAAAGUAAUCAAAUGGGCUCAUUAAGGUAUAAUAUGGUGUCCUUUUAUUUGCCUUAUGUUCUUUUAGGGUUGUUUAUAAAGUUCUUUACAUCUCAGGUAUCAAUGAAUCUUCAUGUUAACCUUUCCCCCUAGAAUAUAAAAAGCUUGAAGUAUGAGUCUAAAGAGCUUUCAGUAGUGUACAUAAUAUAAAUUCUGGCUGGUGUUAAUGCUAUCAUGAUAAUGUGUAGUUAGAAAACUGAGUCAGGGAGGAAUGCUUUUCACAUUGAGUGGAUUUUAAAGUUUCUUUUGCAGUGGACAGUGGAAUUUGGUGUGUAAAAUCUUAGUUCAAAAUUAUCUUUUCAUUCAGAUUAAUAUGAGGGUACAAACAGUUCAAAAUUAUCUUUUCUAAUAAAAACCUCAUUUUGAGAAGAUAAGCUAAUUUUACUCAUUACGGAGUCUAAUUGUUAGGAAGUGCAGAGGGUUUUUUCACGUGUCUGUAUAUAUAUAGCAACUUUGUCCAGUAGUCAUGACAAGAGUUUUGUAAAUAAUUUGUAAUUAACACAAUAUAUUCAGCAGUGUAACUACAAAUAGUACCUUGUAUUAGUAAGGUAUUAACUACAUACAGUAUUUUAUGCAUAAUUCUUAUAUUCCUUAUGUAUAAUUCAGAUCAAACAUCAAAGGUCUGUUUUAGCAUUCCUUAAAAUGUGGUUCACAGACCUACUGAAAUCAAAAUUUAGGGAUGGGGUCCAGGAAUUUGUAGUUUAAUAAUCAUGCCAGACAUUUCCUAAAGACACUAGUUUAAGAAUGCCUAGUCUGUAUGCAUGCAUUUCAUUAAGAGUUAUGAAUAGAAAAGUAGGAGGAAAAAAUUGUCAUUGUUUCCAAAGAAAAAUCAGGAAAGGGAGACAAGCAAGUGUAUGUAUAUAAUUACAGUGCAGUGUGAUAAAUGCAGUAAGUAUGUAUAGGAUACAGAAGAGGGACUGUUUAUACUUGAGAGUCCAAUAGAACAAAUGGGUAGGAAUAGAAGUAGAAAACCUUGGGGCCACAAAAGCCACGUAUGAUGCUAUUGUCAAUAAUGGCUACCAUAAAACGGAGUGCUUUUACUGUGUGUCAAGUCCUGUAUGAUACAAUCUCCAUUUCAAUUAUACCUCGUUUUACAGAUACUCAGGCACAAGGAAGUUGUUAUUUGUCCAAACUGGAACCAUGAUUCUAGCCCAGGAAGACUGAAACAUAAUUCAUAACCACUAACUUAAGAUGCCUUUAAAUGCCAUGUACUGUUCAGAGUUC
Nycticebus coucang (slow loris) is the source of this 3950-nucleotide messenger RNA. It is a transcript of the gene SIKE1, whose product is annotated as suppressor of IKBKE 1. The record is from RefSeq and is a predicted model, not a curated record. The transcript has 5 exons. The coding region runs from base 136 to 720 and encodes 194 amino acids. NCBI's taxonomy places the organism in Eukaryota, Metazoa, Chordata, Mammalia, Primates, Lorisidae.